Molecule: messenger RNA, 573 nt
Organism: Kwoniella mangroviensis CBS 8507
Lineage: Eukaryota; Fungi; Basidiomycota; Tremellomycetes; Tremellales; Cryptococcaceae
Exons: 2
Coding region: 1-573 (190 amino acids)
Source: RefSeq, a predicted model, not a curated record
AUGGGUGGAGUCGUGAUGAAAGUCAGUGGGAUCAGCACUGGAAAAUCUUCUGGUAAAUUCACCAUCUCUGGAGCAGACGGUUCUACCACUACCGUCAAUUACCAACAUGCAGGGAAUGACCGAUAUUCCUAUACCGUCAAGAGCGGUAAUAGUGGUAGAAGCUCUGCGCCUGUAUCGCUAGAUAGAUUAUAUGGAGGAAAUAAACUUGAAUACUCGAUUUAUCGAUCUAUCAUGGGCGACAAGGCCAAACCUCCUCCUGAAGAUGAAAUGUUCAGUUACACAGCUACGAGCGGCGAUGGUACGCCUGAAGAGAGGAAUGUAAGACUUACGGCUGACAGAAGUGAAGAUGGAAUAGUGACUUAUGGAAUAUCAGAAAGUGCACGAAGCGAAAGUUGGUCGACUGGGGGUCAAUCCCUGGACGAUAUCAGAUCAGGCAAGUUUGGGAAAGCCUUUACAGCCGCUUUUAACAAGUACCUGGAAUCGAGAGGGGGUGGAGAUAUUACUUCCGGUACUGGUGAUACCGCUUCACAAGAUACUCUUAUUCCAGUUCCCACUCCCACUUCUGUCGCCUAG